AUGGCUGAUCAACAACAACAACUCAAAGAUAUGAGAAACACAGUAGCUGCAUAUUCCAAAAAGAAGCAACAUGUUGACACAUUCUCGUGCAGUGUAUGUGGAAGAGUGUAUAAGUAUUUGAAAGCCAAAGACAACCACGUAAAGAGAGAACAUCCAAAUUUCCAACCACCAGAAGAAGCAUUAGAAAAGGACAUGCAUUCUGAUCUAAAAGAGCCAGUUUCCGUAAGUGAUGAUCGAUACAACUAUGCUACGCUACGUCUCAGUAUGGGAUUGUUUUUGAGAAACUUCGAUGACUCAGUUAAAGAGGGCGAUGGUGAGCGUACAAUAAGAUGUUGGAAAUUUGCCAUGUUGCUAUUCAGGUUACAUGGUCACAACAAAUAUGCGCUUGCUGCAUUGCAGUUGCAGGCAUGGUUAGAAGCUAUGCUAACUCCCAAACUUUCCCAUAGUUUAAUGUGGAAUCGUUAUGUUAAUAACAAAGGAGGCCCAGGCAAAAACAUUGCCUUAGACUUGAGGCUAGAACACCUUAACAACUUGUUAAAGGGACUUCUAAAACACCUGGGGCCAAACCUAACAGAAAGUGCAGCACAAAGGUGCAGUCAAUCUAUACAUAAUGUGGAAAAGUUGCUGGAAUCAGUUGAUUCAGAUUUAAAUGUUAAGAGGUCGUCAUGUCAUCACAAGGUGAAAAAAUCACAUGAUGAUUUGGUAUCGAUAGUUAAAGAGCUAACAAGCAAAGGAAAUGUUUUCACCAAAUCUUCAACUAUCACGAGAAGUUAUGAUGUUAUGACUAAUUUCAAAGACAGUCUUCUUAAGGGCCUGGAUUAUGGCUCCUUAAGUCAAUGGAUAACAAGACACAAGAAGGAAUGGAACAAGUUAGAGCCCCUGAUAUAG
This is a messenger RNA of Paramuricea clavata, 888 nucleotides long. NCBI's taxonomy places the organism in Eukaryota, Metazoa, Cnidaria, Anthozoa, Malacalcyonacea, Plexauridae. The record is from the annotation of a GenBank genome assembly.